Messenger RNA from Acanthosepion pharaonis, 2361 nucleotides. NCBI's taxonomy places the organism in Eukaryota, Metazoa, Mollusca, Cephalopoda, Sepiida, Sepiidae. The record is from the annotation of a GenBank genome assembly.
AUGGAUGGAUUGUUUCGAACAAUUGUUGGAGGAAUCUUCAAUGCAACACAGAUUUUUCAACCAUAUAAGGUUCAAGCUGUCACACCAGACACUUUCAGCAGCUCUCCUGUUGACACUGAUGGUUCAGUCAGCUUGUAUAGAAGAAAUGGAUCUCUUGAGGCCGUACUCAGAUUACCACGAUCACAUUCCAAAUUAUACAGUUUGUUUCGAUUGAAAGAUGAUGGCGAGGCCUAUGCGCAAUUCAGAUGUUAUGCAAGACGGCUUGAAGAACUCACAAGCUUUGCAACCACACCCAUGGAUGUCAACUUGUUGCAAGAGAUUUGUGAUUGCUUGCGGGAAAAACCUAGCUGGUCAGCUGCCCAUGUUGCUGCCUAUGUUGGCUUUGAUGAAGCCUUCCAUGACCAAUGCAUGCGCAGCAAAGUUAAUGAGCCAAGUGACUUUACCAAACUGUCUCCACUAAUGGUUGCUGUUCAAGCCAAGCAGGAUAAGUGUGUGACAAAAUUACUCCACUGUGGGGCUACAUUGAAGAGCCAGGACAAAGACGGCAAUACUGUCUUUCAUUAUGCAGUGGAAUCAACUGUGGACAUUAUUGAGAUCUUGUCCAAGUACCCUUAUUCCCGAGAAAUGAUUAAUUGCAAGAAUAACAAACGAGAAACUGCCAUAGGCUUGAGUUGCCUGAAAAACCUGUCUACCUUCACUGAGGCCCUGUUGCAUGCUGGUGCAGACCCCUGUAUUAGCAAUGGCACUUUCUUCCCUAUUCAUGCUGCAUUGAAAACUGGAGACCUAAAGUCUGUAGAAUUGUUAUGCAAGAAUAAUGCCUACCAAAUGGAUCUCCAUGAUAGCAAAUAUGGUGGCUAUCCUAUCCAUUGGGCACGAACAGAAGAGGCUAUUAGUCUGUUGAAUCAGUAUAAGUGUGAUAUUAAUGCCGUAACAAGUGUGACUCAGCACUCCGCCCUGCAUGUCAUGAUUUUGAAGGACAGGAUAGAUUGUGCUAUGGCUCUUUUGUGCUUGGGAGCAAACACCAAUUUACAAGAUAAAGAAUUAAACACUGUUCUUCACUUGUCCGUUAUGAUUGGAAAUAUUGAUCUGGUACGGGCACUGGUGAUUUUUGGAUCAAAUGUCAAUCUUCGUAAUAAAAAGCAUCAGACAGCUCGUCAUAUUGCUUCCACAUCUUCAUCCGCACAAAGUGGCGAGAUUCUCUAUGUCUUACAUGAAUGUGGUGCUGUACGCUGUAACCCAGACAUGAGUGGUUGCAUGAGGGGUUGUGUGGCAGAAGGUACUUUUAAUGGUGCUGCUAAGCAGAAAUCCAGAGAUUCCAUCGACGUAGAUGCUUUCUGCGAAGAAAUGAUGAACAGCAAGAUUAUUCAUGAAACCACUUAUCAUCCUGCACGGGGAAAAAAGGUUUUGUGUCUGGAUGGAGGUGGAAUACGAGGUCUGGUACUGAUUCAGCUUCUGAUUGAGAUUGAACGUCGGGUGCAGCGCCCAAUUAGGGAAUGCUUUGACUGGAUUGGGGGUACCAGCACAGGGGGUAUUCUUGCUUUGGCCAUUGCCCAUGGUAAAUCAUUGCAAUAUUGCAAAGGUUUAUAUUUCCGGAUGAAAGAUGAAGUGUUCUAUGGAAAGCGCCCAUAUUCUUCUGAAAACUUGGAGAAGAUUUUGAAGAAAGAAUUUGGAGAACAUACCACAAUGGAUUCUAUCACUCACCCAAAGGUGAUUGUAACUGCUGUUCUAGCUAACCGUAUGCCUCCUAAAUUACAUCUGUUUCGAAAUUAUAUUCCAUUAUCAUUUUUUCCUGAAGAUGAGACAGAUUCUGUGAUUACAAGGAUAUAUGAACAAAAAGUCUGGCAUGCUGCUCGAUGUUCUGGUGCCGCCCCAACUUUUUUCCGUCCAUCUGGACUAUUUCUGGAUGGUGGGCUUAUGAGUAAUAACCCUACACUGGACGUCUUAGCUGAAAUCAAUCAAUACAACCUUGGUCUGGAGCAAAAUAACAUGCCUUCUGAACAUCUUGGCCUUGUUGUGUCAUUGGGUACAGGUCGACCCCCCACUGUGCCCAUCAAAUCUGUGGAUGUUUUCCGUCCUGACAGUUUACUGGAUGUUGCCAGGUGUGCAGCUGGAGUGUCAACUCUUGGAAAUCUCAUUCUCAGUCAGGUCACCAACACAGAUGACCGACCUGUACUGCAAGCAAGGUCCUGGUGUAAUAUGUUGAAAGUGCCUUACUUCCGAUUUAAUCCACAACUGUCUGAAGAUAUUCAGCUUGACUGCCAUGACAGCAAAGUCAUUGUCAACAUGCUGUGGGAGACACAAAGCUAUAUUGUGGCUAAUAGUGCCAGAAUUCAAACAUUAGUGGACUUCUUGAAAAAAUAA